UGCUGAGAGCUGCCUACUCAGACAAGAGACACGCGAGGUCAGGAAGAAGCCGCUUAUAGAUUACCGCUUCCUCCGCGCCGCCGCCAGCGCCGAGCUCCGGGCCCCGGCCGCAGAACCGCUCGCUGGCCGGCGCCGAGCCCCGAGGACCGCGAGCCCAGAGCCCGAACCGCGCCGAGAAGGAGCGCGGCGCGCCGACCCCGCGGGCCGGAGACCCAGCGGGCGGGCAGUCGGCGGCGAGUGGGACCGAGCGCAGCCGAGCGCAGCGCCACGGCCACCCCAGAAAGUGAGGAGAUGGCCAGCAAGGAGAAGCUGCAGUGUCUGAAAGACUUUCACAAGGACAUCCUGAAGCCGUCCCCAGGGAAGAGCCCGGGCACACGGCCUGAGGAUGAGGCCGAAGGGAAGCCCCCGCAGAGGGAGAAGUGGUCCAGCAAGAUCGACUUUGUGCUGUCUGUGGCUGGCGGCUUCGUCGGCUUGGGCAACGUCUGGCGUUUCCCGUACCUGUGCUACAAAAAUGGUGGAGGUGCAUUUCUCAUACCAUACUUUAUUUUCCUGUUUGGGGGCGGCCUGCCUGUGUUUUUCCUGGAGGUAAUCAUAGGCCAGUACACCUCUGAAGGGGGCAUCACCUGCUGGGGAAAGAUCUGCCCCUUGUUCUCUGGCAUCGGCUAUGCCUCCAUUGUGAUCGUGUCCCUUCUGAAUAUAUACUACAUCGUCAUCCUGGCCUGGGCCAUAUAUUACCUGUUCCAGUCCUUCCAGUCGGAGCUGCCCUGGGCGCACUGCAACCACAGCUGGAACACGCCCCAGUGCAUGGAAGACACUUUGCGCAAGAACAAGAGCCUGUGGGACACUCUCAACACCAGCAACUUCACCUCCCCUGUCACUGAGUUCUGGGAGCGCAACGUGCUCAGCUUGUCCUCUGGAAUCGACCACCCGGGCUCUCUGAAGUGGGACCUUGCUCUCUGCCUUCUCUUCGUCUGGCUCAUCUGUUUCUUCUGCAUCUGGAAGGGCGUCAAGUCCACGGGGAAAGUCGUCUACUUCACGGCUACAUUCCCGUUUGCUAUGCUCCUGGUGCUGCUGAUCCGUGGACUGACGCUGCCCGGCGCGGGCGCAGGCAUCAAGUUCUACCUGUACCCCGACCUCAGCCGCCUGGAGGACCCACAGGUAUGGAUUGAUGCUGGGACCCAAAUUUUCUUCUCCUAUGCCAUCUGCUUGGGAGCCAUGACCUCGCUGGGGAGCUACAACAAGUACAAGUACAACUCCUACAGGGACUGUAUGCUGCUGGGAUGCCUGAACAGUGGUACCAGUUUUGUGUCUGGCUUCGCAAUUUUUUCCAUCCUGGGCUUCAUGGCACAAGAGCAAGGGGUGGACAUUGCUGAUGUGGCUGAGUCAGGUCCCGGCCUGGCCUUCAUUGCCUACCCUAAAGCCGUGACCAUGAUGCCGCUGCCCACCUUCUGGUCCAUUCUUUUCUUUAUCAUGCUGCUCUUGCUUGGCCUGGAUAGCCAGUUUGUGGAAGUCGAAGGACAGAUCACGUCCUUGGUUGAUCUUUACCCAUCCUUCCUAAGGAAGGGUUUCCGUCGGGAGAUCUUCAUCGCCUGCAUAUGUAGCAUCAGCUACCUGGUGGGGCUGACGAUGGUGACAGAGGGUGGCGUGUAUGUGUUCCAGCUCUUUGACUACUAUGCAGCUAGUGGUGUGUGCCUUUUAUGGGUUGCAUUCUUCGAAUGUUUUGUUAUUGCCUGGAUAUAUGGCAGUGAUAACUUUUAUGAUGGUAUUGAGGACAUGAUCGGCUAUCGGCCUGGGCCAUGGAUGAAGUACAGCUGGGCCGUGGUCACUCCGGUUCUCUGUGUUGGAUGCUUUAUCUUCUCUCUCGUCAAGUACGUACCCCUGACCUACAACAAAGUCUAUGUGUACCCCACCUGGGCCAUCGGGCUGGGCUGGAGCCUGGCCCUGUCCUCCAUGGUGUGUGUCCCCUUGGUCAUGGUCAUCCGCCUCUGCCAGACGAAAGGGCCAUUCCUUGUGAGACUCCAGUACCUGCUGACCCCGAGGGAACCCAACCGCUGGGCUGUAGAGCUCGAGGGGGCCACACCCUACAAGUCCCGCACGGCGGCCGUGAACGGCGAUCUCAUGAAACCCACCCACAUCCUAGUAGAGACCAUGAUGUGAGCGCUUGCUGGUCGAUGGGCUGCUCUCCUGCUGUUUACUAACGUUAGAUUCCCAUAGGACCAGGUUUACAGAGCUUUAUAUUUGCACUAGGAUUUUUUUUUUAAUUGUCACAAAAAACGUUAUCAUGUGUGUG
Molecule: messenger RNA, 2290 nt
Organism: Ceratotherium simum simum (southern white rhinoceros)
Lineage: Eukaryota; Metazoa; Chordata; Mammalia; Perissodactyla; Rhinocerotidae
Gene: SLC6A6
Product: solute carrier family 6 member 6
Biological process (GO): neurotransmitter transport; taurine transmembrane transport; amino acid transport
Cellular component (GO): plasma membrane; cell projection
Molecular function (GO): taurine:sodium symporter activity; gamma-aminobutyric acid:sodium:chloride symporter activity
Source: RefSeq, a predicted model, not a curated record